Mycena citricolor is the source of this 6645-nucleotide messenger RNA. Lineage: Eukaryota; Fungi; Basidiomycota; Agaricomycetes; Agaricales; Mycenaceae. The record is from the annotation of a GenBank genome assembly.
GCCAAAUUAGUCUGUGCUCAGAGUGACAGAUGCCUCCGCAGGCUCGCCUUCAUCCAUCUGGUAUGGGCUACGAGCGCAAGCGGAAUCUCAACACCUCCUCGUCAGCGACAUCCGCGCUGUCCAGGUCGGCGUACUCGAACGGCAGCCACACGAUGGGCAACUCCUACAACCAGCACCAACGUGCGGCAUCGCCCCCAGCGUCCACGUACUUCGUUUCGCCCUCCGGCGACUCCACCGCUGCGCGGCUACGACCCACCCCCGACGCAGACUCGCACUUCGCGUACAGCACGACGCUGCGGCGGCACCCCGCGGAGGGGCUGCCGCUCUCGCCGACCGAUUUUGCGCAUGCGGUCAAUGCCGAGGCGACCAGUUUGUGGUCGAGGGCUGUCGGGGCUGUGACGGGUCAGCCACAGGACGAUGGAGGGCUUGGGUUAGAAAAUGGGAGCCGGGGUGGGAGAUUGACGCCGCUCAAGGACGAGAUCAGGGAGACUGUUUCUGCGCGCUUUGCGCACUGCUCUAUUGAGGAAACCGUCUCCUACUUCCGUACGUCGCUGGAGUCAGGCCUACGACGGGCUGAUGUGCCCAACCUCCUUGCCUCCCAUGGUUACAACGAGUUCUCCGUAUCUACACCGGAGCACAUGCUCGUCAAGUUUGCGAAAACGAUCUACGAGUCUCCGCUCAUUUUGCUGCUCUGCGCUAGCGCUACUGUGAGCGCCCUGAUGGGUAACAUCGACGAUGCUGUAAGCAUCGCUGUCGCCGUCCUGAUUGUACUGACUGUUGGAUUCAUCCAAGAGCACCGUUCCGAAAAGUCUCUCGAGGCGCUGAACAAACUUGUCCCGCACCAUUGUCAUGUUCUCCGGGACGGCCAGACGCACCACAUCCUCGCUAACGAGCUGGUCCCGGGAGACGUCGUCACCUUUGCGACUGGAGAUCGGGUGCCCGCGGACGUGCGCAUCACCGAGGCGGUGGACCUUGAGAUUGACGAGAGCAGUCUGACGGGUGAAACGGAGGGCAGGCGCAAGAAUGCAGACACCGUACCACACACGGGGCAGGUGGCUCUGGCCGACAGGUCGUGCAUCGGGUUCAUGGGCACGCUGGUCAGGAGUGGCCGAGGGACCGGUGUUAUCGUGGCGACUGGGACGGAAACGGAAUUUGGCGUCAUUUUCUCGAUGAUGCAGGACGUCGAAGAGAAGAGGACGCCGCUGCAGCUCAGCAUGGACGAGCUGGCCAAGAAACUGUCGAUGCUUUCCUUUGGAAUCAUUGGUGUCAUCUGCCUCAUUGGAGUACUGCAGCAUCGGUCCUGGCUGGACAUGUUUACAAUUGGAGUCUCUCUCGCUGUCGCUGCGAUUCCGGAGGGACUGCCCAUUGUCACAACGGUGACACUGGCUCUCGGUGUGCUUCGUAUGGCGAAACGCAAGGCGAUUGUGAAGAAACUGCAUUCCGUGGAAUCCCUGGGCAGCGUUUCUGUGAUCUGUUCAGACAAGACGGGUACCUUGACUAUGAACGAGCAGACUGUGAUUGAAGCGUAUUCGGUCGACGAAACCACACUGCUCGAUCCAGCUCCCGUGUCGUCCUCACUGCCAGCCGCGAUCCGGAAAACUCUUGACAUUGGCGUCCUGUGCAAUAACAGCAGCUUGGUCAGAAACGAAAACGGCCUUUUCGUGGGACAGUCGACGGAUGUCGCACUGGUCAAUGUUCUGCAUGCUUGUGGGCAAACAGAUCGGCGCCAGACAUUCAAAAGAACGUCGGAAAGACCUUUCAACUCUGAGCAAAAGUACAUGGCCGUCAGCGGAUUGCACAGCGAUUCGACUCUCGGGCCCAAUCCGCGCGAGGUGUACUACAUGAAGGGCUCGAUCGAGAAUGUGCUCGAGCGCUGCCGAUUCUAUUACGUGUCGGACGAGAGCACACCCGCGCUAGACGACGCGAUCCGUCGUGUCAUUCUGAGCAAGGCCCAGGCGGUGUCUUCUAGGGGAUUGCGCGUGCUGGCCAUGGCAUACGGGAUCAACGGGCCGGCAGCGGGUACCACCCCGCUGGGCAGCCGCACGCCGUCAUCGGACCGGGACCAGAGCCGCGAGGGAUGGAACCUUGUGUUCGCGGGCUUCACCGCGAUGCACGACCCGCCGCGGAGGGGUGUCGCCGACGCCAUUGGGCUGCUACAGGCGGGAGGUGUGCAAGUCGUGAUGAUCACGGGCGAUGCCGAGGAGACCGCCGUCUCGAUUGCACGUGCCUUGGGCCUGAAUGUCGGUGGAGGGCACCAUGAGGAGACGGGGAACAGCUUCGUGUUGACUGGCAAGGCGAUCGACCAGAUGAGCAAGAGUCAGCUGAUGGAACGUGUUGGAACCGUGUCCGUGUUUGCCCGGACGACGCCGCGGCAUAAGCUGGCCAUCGUCGAGGCAUACCAGGCGAGAGGUGCUGUCGUUGCCAUGACUGGAGACGGUGUCAACGAUGCACCUGCUCUGAAGCGUGCUGACAUCGGUGUGUCGAUGGGCAAGAGCGGCACCGAUGUCGCCAAGGAAGCUGCACAUGUCAUCCUGGUCGACGACAACUUCACGACGAUCUUACCGGCAAUUGAAGAGGGCAAAUCGAUCUUCCACAACAUCCAGAACUUCCUGUCGUUCCAGCUGAGCACAGCCGCGGCGGCGCUGACACUGAUCACGCUCAGCACGUUUUUGGGACUUAGCAACCCACUGAACGCGAUGCAGAUCUUGUUCAUCAACAUCCUCAUGGACGGACCCCCGAGCCAGAGUCUGGGUGUCGACCCGGUGGACCCCGCUGUCAUGCGCCGCCCCCCAAGAAAGAAGGACGCGCCGAUCAUCACGCGGAGGCUGCUCUAUCGUGUGCUCUUUUCGGCCUCGAUCAUUGUCGUAGGCACGCUGUUUGUGUACAUGUUUGCGCUGCAGGACGAGACGAUGUCAAGGCGAGAACAGACCAUGACGUUCACAUGUUUCGUCUUCCUUGAUCUUGUGUCUGCCGUGCAGAACCGCGGAAUCGGGUGUGGGCUGACACAGAACAAAAUGCUGGUGACGACCGUGUCGAUAUCGGCGCUGUCGCAGCUGGCCCUGGUCUACGUGCCCUUCAUGCAGGCCGUGUUCCAGACCGCGGCGCUCGACAUGGGCGACCUCGGCGUGAUCCUCGCGUUGGCCGGCGUGAGCUUUGUGCUGCACGAGGCACGGCGCAGAUACGAGCGGCAGGUGGAUUUGGAUAUCACGUGGGCAGAGAGGGUCGAGGGCAUCGUAUAGCAGCAGUAAUUUAUGUAUCUUAAACAGUCAAUAUUGGAAGGGUGUGUGCAUAAGUAUACUCAGUCAGAGCCCUUCUAGGAUACUGCAGAUGUCAAUAUCUCUGUCCUCGGGCCAGUCGCCAGUCCAGUAUCUGCCGUUAAUCGCGAUCUGAGCCUGGUACUGACCUCCCCAGUUAUCUCCGAUCAUUCGAAACAGCUUGAGCCCCUUCGACUGGCUCGCCUUGACAAACACCACCAAUCCAGCCGCGGUAAAAUGUCCGCAGCCCCGAAGAGCUCCACGGUAGAGAGCUCAUACCCGGGUCGGACGAUAUCGCAGCUCGUCCGAUCUUCUGCGCAGUCAAUCCCAGGCAGCAUCGCUGCCACGGUAAAAUGCGUCACAUCCCGCACCGCGGGCGAGCGCAACAGCUCAAUGAGGAACGCAGUGAUGCAGGAGUAGAUCAACAACAGCUUGCGAAGCGUGCAUUGAGACCGCACGAGCAUGCGCAGGACCAGAUCCGCCGGUAUCUUCUCGCCGUAUUCGAUCCUGAGCACCUCCAGCGAGGGUGCUGUGGUGAGCGGAAGGACGUCCCCGGUGUAGCCCUCGAUCCACAGUCGGUGCAGGCUCGGCAGGACGAUGUGCGUCGCGUCGGGUCUGCCUUCUAGAACCAAGGCGUGGAUGCUGCAGUCUACGAGCGUGUACGAUGUAAACCGGAUGAUAUCAAGUUGGGCGGACAGCUCCAGUUGGCCGCUGAAAACGCCCCAUGCACAGAGAUCAAGCGCGUCGUUCUUAUCCAGUAUCGUAGCACAAUCGGCCUGCGUUCGGAACUUGCACGCGACCGCCGCCGCGACUGGCUGCAGCCCCGUCUUGUACCGGUACUCAGAAUGCACGAUGAGCGUAUACAGGACCGGGAGCGAGACGUCGCUCAGCCGGGAUAGGAACGGACGAGCGCCCCGGAAUUCCGCGGCGUCUUCUGCGGUUUCCAAGACAUACAACGGCUUCCAUCGCUCGCACUGCGCGGUGACUUGAUCCCACCACCGUGCGUGAAGCGAACGACUGUCACGAGUUCCGCUUUUGGUCAAUAGCCUCCCAAAAUUCUGGGGCUGGGGGGCAAUCGCAUUCCACCAUGACCGAUGACCCGCAGGAGGGUCCCUCCAGUCGCGGAUCAGGACAUUAAGAGGCAACCUGCAGAGCGAGAGUAUUGCUCCGCUAGCAGCUCGACGGAGUUGGGAUGGACCGCUACAUGUGCCAGAACGAGGCGCAUCCAAUCACUGCUGCAGCCCACGGCCGACACAUCUGGGCUAUCUCCCCGGGAAUCCCGUCGACGAUGGUAUAUCCGCCGAUCUCGCAGAUCAGCUCCGCAGGCAGUCGGGCGCACAGGCGCGAGGAUGCGUCUAUGCGCGGCGAUGCGCGAGAGUGGCGACCAUCGUCGCGAUCUGGGAAUGGAUGGCGUCGAGGCGUCGUCCCAGGUCGGAGACUCGCAGAAUCAUAUGAUCGUGUUCCCGGCGCGUCACGCCGCCCAUUUUGAGCACGAGGGGCGAGAGGAUGACGUGUCGGAUGUACUGGAUCUACGCCUCCAGCGCGACCAUGCGCUGUCCCGUCACUGCGAUCGCGUCCAACACGGUCCUGAUGUCGGCUUCAUGCGGCAAAUCAUUGGUGUAGGCAAGCGCUGCAACGCGCGGGUCGAGUGUCGGGCGCUCGGCGUAGUACGGCAGUCUAAACCAGAGGGAGUCGGAUUCGUCCAUGGGUGCGACGGAGUGAGUCGGAGAUCAUGGCACUGGAAGCGGCGGUGACGCUAAAAAGGCCUGCCCUUGAAUCAUGAGCGAGCACUUUGAGCGUCCAACCGCUGCCGUUACGUACCGCUCUCUUCAUGCGAGAGAGCGGAGGUCAAAGAACGCAAGUCCCAAGCGCAAUCACAUGGAACAAAAGUGGCGAGUGACAUGAAUGAUGUGAGUGUGAUGCGAAUGUCGCUUGUGCAGCUGUCGCGGGUCCCGUGUGGAGACCAGACGUCGGCAAUGGGAUAUCGAUGUCGUCCUUGGCAACAUCGACUAACACAAAAUCAGCCUUCGAAUCCCGCGAUGAUUCUCGUCUUGCAUCUCCUCCGUAUCUUGGUUCUUUCCAACUCCACACACAUUCCCUCGUUCAAGCCCUGGAGGCUAAAUAGCCCUUUUUCUUGAAUUGGCUGUAUUUGUCCGCCACCUCUACUGCCCAGGCUGCUCACGUCGAGGCCGAUCUCCAUCCUCGUUUCUUUUUUCGUUACGCCACACCAAUGGACUAUCAGGCCCCCGCCGCCCAGCUAACCGGUGGGCGCCCCCCGACAAGCCAACAACUCAAACCCGGCCAACGCGUCCGCCUCCUCCGAUCCACGCGCAAAGUCGAAGCCAUCCUCGGCGAGGUCCCGCUCUUCGUCGAAGCCUCGAAGCGGGAGUCCGCGCUCCCCGCCGUGCUCGCGCUCCCCCUCGUCCCCCCGCGCAAAUCCUCGCUGAUGGUGUACAUCCCGCAAAACCUCUCGCCGGGCCUCGCCGCGGACUCGUCUCCCGCGGCGCACCCGCGGCCCGUGCUAGCCGUGCGCAUCCCGAAGCGCAACCGCGACUCGGUCGACUCCCUCGCGCUGCGCCUCAGCGUGAUCGACCCCGCGCUCCCCUCCGCGUCCUCCGCGUCGACGUCGUUCUCCGUGAACGAGAAGGACGAGGAGCGCCGCGGCGGCAGCGCGCGAAGAAGAUGGCGAAAAUCUCAAGGACGCUCGGCGAGCGCGUCCCGCCUGAGCUGCUCUUCCGCGCGUCCGCGUCCGAACGCGCGCUGCGCAAGCGCUCGAGCCGGGAGUCGCUGCGGGUGGGCCGGAAGACGUCGUACGCGUCGCUGCGGACGUCCUUCGUCGAUCUCGUCGAGGACGACGACGAGGAGGCCGAGUGGGAGGAGGUGGUCGAGGAUCCGGAGGCGGCGCAGCGGCAUUCUGAGAGGUUGCCGGCCGCGUCGGGAUCCAGAUCGGAGCGGGCGCAGCCACAGAUGCCACGGCGUGGAUCGCACAAACGGACCGGCCACCACAUUGCACCCGCUCCACUGCCGCUGCACCCGGCGCCCGCUCCGGCUUUCCAGCCUGCAUUGCAGAGCGCGACGCCCCAGCGCUUUUCGUCCCGUCCCUUCGCGAACGCCAGUGCGGACGCGUACCUGCAGAUUCCUGUGGGCUAUGACCGCGGCACACACCGGACGGAGAAGGGAUGGAGUGGCGAGUGGACGGGCGAGGGCGCGCGGAUGGAAAACAUGGACGAGGUCGCGCAGAAGUUACGCGGAUUGAAGAUGAAAUGAACAUGCCGAUAAGAAUACUCAACAUUCCUUUGUAACUACAUUUAUUUCAUUAGGUCCAAUUCUCUAUUACUAGGUACCGUAAGUACCAUAUUUAAUCAAUAAUCCGGCUACUACCUGGUGUAUC